UUCAUGCAGCCAAAAUGAAGUUCAAUCCAUUUGUGACCUCGGACCGCAGCAAGAACCGCAAACGACACUUCAAUGCCCCUUCUCACAUUCGAAGAAAAAUAAUGUCCUCCCCGCUGUCCAAGGAGCUGCGGCAGAAAUACAACGUCCGCUCUAUGCCCAUUCGGAAGGAUGACGAAGUCCAGGUUGUCCGGGGACACUACAAAGGACAGCAGAUCGGCAAGGUGGUCCAGGUGUACAGGAAAAAAUACGUCAUCUACAUUGAACGUGUUCAGCGGGAGAAGGCCAACGGCACAACUGUCCACGUGGGGAUCCACCCCAGCAAGGUGGUGAUCACUAGGCUAAAACUGGACAAAGAUCGCAAGAAGAUCCUGGAGCGUAAAGCCAAAUCUCGCCAGGUUGGCAAGGAGAAGGGCAAAUACAAGGAGGAAACAAUCGAAAAGAUGCAAGAGUAGAUGGUUUUCUAUUUUACACCAUUAAAGAACUGCUAAAAUUAAA
Messenger RNA from Mesitornis unicolor (brown roatelo), 495 nucleotides. Its product is annotated as 60S ribosomal protein L26. Gene Ontology annotation, cellular component: cytosolic large ribosomal subunit; ribosome. NCBI's taxonomy places the organism in Eukaryota, Metazoa, Chordata, Aves, Mesitornithiformes, Mesitornithidae. The coding region runs from base 15 to 452 and encodes 145 amino acids. The transcript has 3 exons. The record is from RefSeq and is a predicted model, not a curated record. Gene Ontology annotation, biological process: cytoplasmic translation; ribosomal large subunit biogenesis. Gene Ontology annotation, molecular function: RNA binding; structural constituent of ribosome.